Dioscorea cayenensis subsp. rotundata (Guinea yam) is the source of this 3364-nucleotide messenger RNA. RefSeq names its product protein DWARF 53-LIKE-like. The record is from RefSeq and is a predicted model, not a curated record. The transcript has 3 exons. Bases 102 to 3215 code for a protein of 1037 amino acids. Gene Ontology annotation, molecular function: ATP hydrolysis activity; ATP binding. Lineage: Eukaryota; Viridiplantae; Streptophyta; Magnoliopsida; Dioscoreales; Dioscoreaceae.
AUAUAUAUAUUUAUGUAUAUAUAAAUGUUUUUUUUGGUGUGUUUUUUUUAAUUAUAUAUAAAUUUUUUUAAUUGAGUUUGUUGGGGAGUAUAAGAGAAGGCAUGCCGACGCCGGUGGGAAGCGCGAGAGCAUGUGUGGCCGGAGACGCCGCGCGGGCGCUGGACGAGGCGGUGGCCGUCGCGCGACGGCGGGCGCACGCACAGACGACGUCUCUGCAUGUUGUCUCUGCGCUGCUGUCGCCGUCGUUUCACUCGCCGAUGCUGAGAGAUGCGUUGGCACGUGCAAGGAGCGCGGCAUACUCGCCGAGAUUGCAGUUCAAGGCGCUGGAGCUUUGCUUUGGGGUGGCGCUUGAUAGGUUGCCGUCGGCGCACCCGCCGCCGGCGGAGCCGGCGGUGUCGAACUCGCUCAUGGCGGCUAUAAAGAGAUCGCAGGCGAAUCAGCGCCGGAAUCCGGAUACGUUUCAUUUGUAUAGUGGGGGAGCGGCUGGGGCGACGUCGGUGGCGGGAGUGAAGGUUGAGCUUCAGCAGAUGCUGAUGGCGAUACUUGAUGAUCCGGUGGUGAGCCGGGUGUUUGGCGAGGCAGGGUUCCGGAGCUGUGACAUCAAGCUCGCUGUGCUCCGGCCCCCUCCGCAGAUUCUCCGGUUUCCGCGCUCUGCUCGGUGCCCUCCUCUCUUUCUCUGCAACUUCGAUUCCCCGUUCCCCUUCCCCUUAUCCUCCGAUGUUGGGGAUGAGAAUUGCCGCCGAAUCGGUGAAACCCUAACGAAAUCAAGCUGUAAAAAUCCGAUUUUGAUCGGCGUCGGAGCAGCGGAGGCGGGGCGAGAUUUCGCUAGGGCUAUUGAACAGAAGAACGCGAGCAUCGUCCCUGCAGAGCUCCGAGGAGUGAAGCUAUUGAGGAUUGAGAAUUGGAACUCAGGGGAAGUUGAGGAGAUGGGGAAAGGGGCAGGAGUGGUGGUGAUUUUGGGGGAUUUGAAGGGGUUAGUGGAGUGUUCAACGAUAAGUGGAGUGGUGGAGGAGGUGACAGCAGCGUUGCUCGCCGGAAAAGGGAGGGUUUGGGUGAUGGGGUGGUCUGCGACGUAUGAGACGUAUAUGAAGCUCUUGUCCAAACAUCCAUGUCUGGAUAAAGAUUGGGAUUUACAACUCCUUCCCAUAACUUCAGUGAAGAAUAGUUCUGGAGGAUCUCUCACAAGGUCUCACAGUUUGAUGGAGUCAUUUGUUCCAUUUGGUGGUUUUUUCCCCUUGGCAUGCGAGUCAAAAUAUACAAUGAACAGUACAUGCCAACCAAUGUUUCUCCGCUGCCAAUUAUGCAAUGAUAUGUAUGAGCAAGAUGUUGCUGCUAUUGCCAAGGGAUGGUCUAACACUUCAAAGGAAGAUCAGCGGCAAGAAAUAUUGCCUUCUUGGUUGCGGAAUACUGAAACUGAUACUUCAAAUAAGGGAUUGGAUUUCACAAAGGCCAAAGAUGACAAAGCUUUGUUGAAUGCCAAAGUGCUGGAUUUGCAGAAGAAAUGGGAUGACAACUGUAAGCGUCUGCACUGUGGGUCUCAGAUGAUUGAAACAGAUAGCUAUCAGUUGUUUCCGCACAUUGUUCGUCUCCAAUAUGUUCCGGAUAAACAGAAGCUAGAGGUGGAUAAGAAACAGAGUAGCAACUGGGCUCAUGCUUUUCCGAUCACAGAGGUCCUAGAGGCGAAAAACUUAUUAUCAGAACUUCAGGUGAGACCAACUUCAACAAGUGAACAGCCUCAGACAGACGGUUUCCAAUCUCAUCCAGUUUUAUCAGACAUGAAUACACCUGAUGAACAUGCUUCACCUUCUUCUGUGACUUCUGUUACUACAGAAUUGGUUCUGGGAACACCUCUGGAGGCAGAACCAGCUUCUCAGGCAAAGGCAGAACCUAGAAGCAUUGCCGAAGUUCAUGUUCAAUCGUAUUCCUCUUGUUGUUCCUCAGAUUCCUGGCUGAAAGGUAAGAAGAAGCCGACCGGUUGUUUUUCUCCUGACAGUCAAUCUGAGCCAAGAGAUUUCAAGGCAAUUUUUCAUGGUCUUGUUGAUAAAGUAGGCAGGCAAGAGGAAGCUAUAUGGGCAAUUAGCCAAGCGAUACUUAGCUGCCGAUUAGGCGCUGAAAGGCUUCGCAGUGCAAGUCAGAAAGGAGAUAUCUGGUUCAGUUUCCAUGGACCUGAUAAGGUUGGGAAGAGAAAGGUUGCAUUGGCUCUUUCAGAAUUGAUGUUUGAUAGCAGAGAAAACUUCGUUUCUGCUGACCUUAAUUGCCAAGAUGACAUUGUUGGUCCAAAUGCAAUAUGUUACAUUCCUGAAAGUGAUGUCUAUGAUAUGAAUUUUCGAGGCAAGACACUAACCGAUCACAUCGCUGUGGAGCUGAGCAAGAAGCCAUGGUCGGUUGUCUUCUUAGAAAACGUGGACAAAGCUGAUUUGCUUGUUCAGAAUGCCUUAUCCCAAGCCAUUCGGACUGGGAAAUUUUCUGAUUCUCAUGGAAGAGAGAUCAGCAUUAACAAUGCUAUCUUUAUAACAACAGCAAAUACAGUUCAUGGUAAAGAAUGUGCUCGUUUCUCAGAAGAAAUAGUUCUCUCGGCCCAGAGAUGUCAAAUGAAAAUAUCAUUAUUAGAUCUCCUUGCAGAUGCUCCAAGCAUAAUGCCGAAAGGAAAUGUCUUAGUGAUCAGUUCUCAGAAAGAAUCUUCGGCUUUUAUAACUAAACGAAAGUUAGAUGCUCCAGAUGACAUCAGAGAGCAUCGCGCAAAUAAGACCUUCAAGACAUUCCUGGAUUUGAACCUUCCUGUUGAAGAGUUGUCAGGAACUGAUUCACAAUGCAGCAGUGCUGAUGAGAAUAAUUCAGACUCAUGGGUGGAAGAAUUCUUCAAAUCAAUGGACGAGAGAGUGAACUUCAAGCCUUUCGACUUCGAUGUUCUGGCCGAUAACAUAAUAAAAGAAAUAUCCUAUAAAUUUCUUCGAACAAUCGGGCCGGAUUACAUCCUAGAGAUUGAUAUAAAAGCAAUGCUGCAAAUACUAGCAGCAUCAUGGUUAUUAGAGGAAAGAAGUGCGUUGAGUAACUGGAUUGAAAGGACAUUAUGCAGGAGCUGCAACGAGGCGCGGCAGUGCCGUGUCCGCAAUGCCUCAUCUCCUUCAGUUCUCAGGCUUGUUGCUUGUGAAGAUGAACUAAUGGAACAUCAAGCUCCAGGGAUUCUUCUUCCUUCAAGAAUUAGUUUGACUUGAGAUGGAAAGUUCAAGAAUUUCAUGGUUGUUGUAAUUAGUUCUUGUAUGAUAUGGAUUUGUACUAUAUGAUACUUUAUUAUUAUUAGUCUGUGAUGCACUGUUGUUGAUACUGUAUUGUAGUGAAUUUUACUUAUGCCUUCCUUUAAAAA